This is a messenger RNA of Stylonychia lemnae, 1119 nucleotides long. The record is from the annotation of a GenBank genome assembly. NCBI's taxonomy places the organism in Eukaryota, Ciliophora, Spirotrichea, Sporadotrichida, Oxytrichidae.
AUGAAACAAAGAAAAGACUUGAACAGAAUUUUGAGACUUCAACUAGCUAUUAUCAACGAUGAGUCUUCUGCACCAAUUCUACACUUUCCAGAGAGAGUAGGCAAAAAUAGAAAAAAUAAAAGACAAAGACAAACUGUUUCAUACAAGAUUAAUGAAAUGGCUGAUUGCUUUGACACUUCUGUUGAGCUUAAAAAUAUGCUGAAUCAAGGGUAAAUUGAGUAUCAGGGAUAUUAGAAGCCAAAGAAUAAUCUAUAUGACUCAUUUGAAAGCUAUAAGUAGAAUUAGAAUGAUCAACAUAAUCAAUCUGGGAUGAAUAGCAGGAAAUCUUCUAACAGCAAACUUAGCUUCUGUAAUCAAUCAUUUUCCUUGAUGAUCCUUCAUGAUAUAGGUACAGCAAAUGAUUUGAAAUCGCAAAACUCAGAUCCUGAAGGAUAAUGUGGCCUUUAAGAUCUUCUUGAUGUCCCUAAAAAUAUUAUCAAUGAACACGAAACUGAUUAUGUUUUCACCAAGCAAUUUCUGAUAGAUUUUAUCAAUGAUUUAGAGAAAGAUUAAGCUGGGCUUUAGCAGAAACUGGAUGCUAAUAAUACACGAGUUUGGACGAAAACAGGCUCUAAAUAUGAUAAAUCUAAUCCCUUUAUAAAAUGCGAGUGGACUUUCAAUGAGACUAAUGAUCCUCGCGAUUAUAUGGAUUUCAAUAAGAGACUCAAAUGGGAUGAUGGACUAGCAGAAUACAGUGAACUUUUAAAGGCAAAUAAAAAUGUCCAAGUUGUUUAUGUAGUCAGCAAGGCGCCAUUAAACUUCAAAAACAGAGAUUUCCUAGAUAAAAGAAUAUUCUUCAAGCAUGAAGGUGCUUAUUACAUCUAUAUCACAUCUGCUCCAGACUCUGUGAAACCACCCACCAAUUAAAACUAAAGAGCGAAAAGUGUUGUAGGAUGCUUUAAGAUUAUGUAAACACCUGAUAAAAAGGGUGUUAAAAUGAUGGGUGCUUUAUAAACUGAUUUAAAGAUUGGCUUUGGGUUGAAUAUGGUGGCUGCUUUAUUGCCUAAGGCUAUGAAUGAGUGGGGUGACAAAAUUCGUAAAUUUUUGCUCACUAAUGAUUCAAAACAUCAUCAUCAGUGA